Molecule: messenger RNA, 1536 nt
Organism: Echinostoma caproni
Lineage: Eukaryota; Metazoa; Platyhelminthes; Trematoda; Plagiorchiida; Echinostomatidae
Source: the annotation of a GenBank genome assembly
AUGUGGCACAAGCACGACAAACCAUACAAAUUCCACAAAUUGAUGAACAGAGCGUUCGAGGACAUUGACCUUGAGCAAGAUGGUGUGAUCACGAAGGAAGAGUUCGUAAAGAUGCACUCUGAUGACUUGACAACGGAAGAGAUAGACUUUAUCUUCGAGAAGUUCGAUAAGAACAGGAGUGGCAAAUUGAAUAAAGCGGACAUCCGAGAAUGGCUGAAGAACAAAUUUCAUGGAAAAAUGGGUCUAAGAAAACUCGUCCGGCAUGCAUUUGAAAAAGUUGAUUUGGACGAGGAUGGUACAAUCACGAAGGAGGAGUUGGUAAAAGUCAAUUCCGGACACCUCACCGAGGCUGAUAUCAACAAAAUAUUCGAGGAAUUCGACAAAGAUAAAAGCGGCAGGCUGGAUAAAUCCGAAAUUCGUGCUUGGAUGAACUCGUUCGGACAUGGAGUAAGGAGGCUUGUUCAUCGCACAUUCCGCAAAAUGGAUCUCAAUGGGGACGGAUACAUUACCAAGGACGAGCUUCUGAAGAGCAAUGAAGGCAGAUUGACUGAGGAGGAGGUGACUGUCAUAUUCGAGCGAUUCGACAAGGACAAAGAUGGAAAGUUGAGUAAAGCGGAAGUUCGGGUGUGGUUACAGUGCGAAGGCCCUGGCCCAUUCGGUUUUCGCAAGCUCGUAAGAAGAGCGUUCGACGGUAUGGAGCUGGAUAAAGACGGCAAAAUAUCCAGAGCGGAUUUCGAAAAAGCUAAACACGGUCAGCUGUCCACGGACGAAAUCAAUAUCUUGUUUGAACGAUUUGACAAAGACAAAACCGGUUUUAUUGACAAAGCUGAAGUUCGAAACUGGCUACAGUCGGAGCGUCAUCAUGGGUCAUUCGGUUUCCAUAGACGUGUGGCAAGAGCGUUCGAAGGUAUGGACUUGGAAACAGACGGCAAGAUAUCCAAAGAGGAGUUCGCAAAAGCGAAUGAAGGUAAACUGAAGCCGGAACAAAUCAACUGCAUAUUUGAACGAUUUGACAAAAGCAAAACUGGUUUUAUCGAGAAAGCCGAAGUUCGAACCUGGCUAAAGUCGGAGCAUCCUCAUGGGCCAUUCGGUUUCCACAGGCUCGUGGGAAGAGCGUUCGAAGGUAUGGAACUGGAAAAAGACGGCAAGAUAUCCAAAGAGGAGUUUGUAAAAGCCAAACAAGGUCAAAUGACCGAGGAACAAAUCAACGUCGUAUUUGAUCGAUUUGACAAGAACAAAACAGGUUUCGUCGAGAAAGCUGAAGUUCGAGCUUGGUUACAAAAGGAACGUCCUCGCGGUCCCAGAAAAUGCAUGAUGCGCAGAUUGAUAGAAAGAGCGUUCAAGGAUAUGGAUCUGAGCAAGGAUGGAGUGAUCACGAAGGAGGAGCUUUUGAAAUCGAAAUCCGGUCAGCUGACCACAAAAGAGGUGGAUGAGAUUUUCGAGAAAUUUGAUAAGAACAAAAGCGGCAAACUGAAGAUGGCGGACGUCCGAAAAUUUUUGGAAUGUAAACGUUGCGAUGAAUGGGGGCGACGCUAA